This is a messenger RNA of Lontra canadensis (Northern American river otter), 2973 nucleotides long. It is a transcript of the gene ABCB10, whose product is annotated as ATP binding cassette subfamily B member 10. Bases 161 to 2377 code for a protein of 738 amino acids. Gene Ontology annotation, biological process: transmembrane transport. The transcript has 13 exons. Gene Ontology annotation, cellular component: membrane. NCBI's taxonomy places the organism in Eukaryota, Metazoa, Chordata, Mammalia, Carnivora, Mustelidae. Gene Ontology annotation, molecular function: ABC-type oligopeptide transporter activity; ATP binding; ATP hydrolysis activity. The record is from RefSeq and is a predicted model, not a curated record.
CGGGCCGCGGGCCGGAUGAGACGGGUGACGCCGGGUGACAGCGGGCGGGGCGGCGGGCGGCGCCGCGUGCACGCCCUCUGCUCGGCCGGGCCGCGAGGGUCCUCGGACUCGGUGCGCGCCGGGCCGGGCGGGCUGAGGCGCGCGGGUCGGACGCGGCGCCAUGCAGGGUCCACUCGCUUGGCCGCUGCGGCUGCUCGGGUGGCGAAGCCCGGCCGCCGACACGUGGACCCUGGGCGCCGGCGUCCCGGGGCCCCGACCUCCGCUGACGGGCCUGUGGCCGGCGCGGCCUUGGGGCGCGGGGCCGGGGCUCCUCCGGGGCGCCGGCGCCGCGCGAGACCCGCGUCGCUGGACUAGCGGCUGCCCGGGCGGGGGUCCCCGCGGCCGCAGCGGGGGAGCAGGCCUGGCGCGGCUUCUGGGGCUGUGGGCGCGGUCCCCCGGCGCCAGCAGGUGCGGGGCCCUUGUGGGGCCGGACGUUCCCCGGCUCCGGCGCGCUGGGCUCCGGGGCGGACCGGCAGUCGCAGCCCGGGGCGGGGGCGAGGCCUGGCAGCGCGGGUCGGCGUUGCCUGCGGCCGCGGCGACUCCCGGAGACAACUCGCGGCUACACCCUGCCGCGGCCAGGCGCUCGGAGGCCCAGAAGCUCUUGGGGCUGGCGUACCCGGAGCGCGGGAGGCUGGCAGCCGCAGUUGGGUUUCUGGCCAUGUCCAGUGUCAUCACCAUGUCCGCUCCCUUCUUCCUGGGGAAGAUCAUCGAUGUCAUUUACACAAACCCCACUGUGGACUCCAGUCAUAACCUGACCCACCUCUGCCUGGUGCUCAGCGGCGUGUUCCUGUGUGGUGCUGCUGCCAAUGCUGUUCGUGUCUACCUCAUGCAGACUUCAGGUCAGCGCAUUGUGAAUAGGUUGAGAACCUCCUUAUUCUCCUCUGUUCUGCGGCAAGAGGUUGCUUUCUUUGACAAGACUCGCACCGGAGAAUUGAUUAACCGCCUUUCCUCAGACACCAUGCUCCUCGGGCGUUCGGUGACCGAAAACCUCUCAGAUGGGCUCAGAGCGGGGGCCCAGGCUUCUGUUGGCAUUGGCAUGAUGUUUUUUGUCUCACCUGGUCUGGCCACUUUUGUUUUGAGUGUGGUGCCUCCAAUAUCCAUCCUUGCUGUGAUUUACGGACGUUAUCUACGGAAACUAACCAAACUUACGCAGGAUUCCCUGGCACAAGCCACUCAGCUAGCUGAGGAACGUAUUGGAAAUAUAAGAACUGUUCGAGCUUUUGGGAAAGAAAUGAUUGAAAUAGAGAAAUACGCCAGCAAAAUGGACCACGUGAUGCAGUUAGCAAGGAAAGAAGCAUUUGCUCGGGCUUUCUUCUUUGGAGCAACAGGGCUCUCCGGGAACCUGAUCGUGCUUUCUGUCCUCUACAAAGGAGGGCUGCUGAUGGGCAGUGCCCAGAUGACCGUGGGUGAACUUUCAUCCUUCCUACUGUAUGCUUUCUGGGUUGGAGUGAGCAUUGGAGGUCUGAGCUCUUUCUACUCGGAGCUGAUGAAAGGGCUGGGUGCCGGGGGACGCCUCUGGGAGCUUCUUGAGAGAGAGCCUGAGCUGCCUUUUAAUGAAGGGGUCGUUCUAAACCAGGAGAGCUUCCAGGGCACUUUGGAAUUUAGGAAUGUGCACUUCAGCUAUCCAGCUCGCCCGGAGGUGCCCAUAUUCCAGGAUUUCAGCCUCUCUAUCCCAUCAGCAUCGGUCACGGCACUAGUUGGCCCAAGUGGUUCUGGCAAAUCAACAGUGGUGUCCCUUCUGCUGAGGUUGUAUGACCCCGUUUCUGGAACUAUCAGUCUCGAUGGCCAUGAUAUCCGUCAGCUAAAUCCAGUCUGGCUGAGGUCCAAGAUUGGGACAGUGAGUCAGGAACCAAUUUUGUUUUCUUGCUCUAUUGGGGAGAACAUUGCUUACGGUGCAGAUGACCCCUCCUCAGUGACAGCCGAGCAGAUAGAGAGAGUGGCUGAUGUAGCUAACGCGGGUGCUUUCAUCCGAGACUUCCCCCAGGGAUUCAACACUGUGGUUGGAGAAAAGGGAGUUCUCCUUUCAGGUGGGCAGAAACAACGGAUUGCGAUUGCCCGUGCUCUGCUUAAGAAUCCCAAAAUUCUUCUCCUCGAUGAAGCAACCAGUGCCCUGGAUGCUGAAAACGAGCACCUGGUGCAAGAAGCUCUUGACCGGCUCAUGGCGGGAAGAACAGUGUUAAUCAUUGCUCACCGUCUGUCCACCAUUAAGAAUGCCAACACGGUGGCUGUUCUUGACCAAGGAAAGAUUACAGAAUGCGGGAAGCAUGAGGAACUGCUUGCAAAACCAGAUGGGAUAUACCGGAAAUUAAUGAACAAACAGAGGCUUGUUCCAGCAUAAAGGAGCAACGAUCGAUAACGUGAACAUGAGAGACUUUAGAGCAAAACAUCGUUGCAGGAAAAAAACUUAGGAAUGGUAUCUGAUCUGUAAAUCAUACUUCAGGUUAUUUAAAAUACGCCUAUUUUUUCCAAGGUGGGGAAAAUAUUGUUUUGAGAUGUACCUGUUCUCAAUACCUUUUUAUUCAGAGUUUUAAUAAUUGUGACUUUCUAAAUGUCUAUAGCACUGAGAUUAUCUUCAGGUUUUUUACUUUCUUUUAUCCUGGAAUACUUUAAUUAAUAUAACAUGGCACCUCAUUUUAUUUUUUUUUUACCGGCUCUUACAGAUUGAAGCUAUUCUCAAAUGACAACUUUUAAAAGGGAGUUGUAAGUAAAAAGCUUAAAUUGUUUUAUGUGAUUUGCCAAUCACUCUGUAAUCCUCUUGGUAGUAUUCUACCUGCAUUGUGUCUGAUUUUACUAGAAGAUGAAAUCUUCCCUUUUUUAAAUUCUGAUAAUCUCUUGAAGGGAACCUGAAAUACAGACAUACAGGAAUAGUUAGUGUCACGUGGUGAGAAGGGAACAUUUACGUUCCCUAUCUCCUGUAUCUUCAGCUAUAUGAGA